GACCGCCGCGGCAGAGGGCACGAUCACAGUGUCUCAGCGGACCGGCACCUGACGGCGGUCCAGGCGGCCUCGGGGUGGCCGGGAGCUGCCGACCGGGGCUGCAGCGGCUCCGAGCACCUGCCGCCGCCGCUCAGUCCGAGCUGCCGCCGACCGGGGGCUGCAGCGGCUCCGAGCACCCGCCGACCGGGGGCUGCAGCGGCUCCGAGCACCCGCCGCCGCCGGUCAGUCCGAGCUGCCGCCGAGCUGUAAACAGCUGGGGACAAGAAGCCGAACGCCGCAGCUGUCGCCGCGACUGAAGCUGUCGCAGCGGCUGUCCAGUGGCUGUAGCUGUCGGCGCGGCUGUCCAGUGGGCUGUAGCUGUCGCAGCGGCUGUCCAGUGGGCUGAAGCUGUUGGCGCGGCUGUCCAGUGGGCUGUAGCUGUCGCAGCGGCUGUCCAGUGGGCUGUAGCUGUUGGCGCGGCGGCUGUCCAGUGGGCUGUAGCUGUCGGCGCGGCUGUCCAGUGGGCUGUAGCUGUCGCAGCGGCUGUCCAGUGGGCUGUAGCUGUCGGCGCGGCUGUCCAGUGGGCUGUAGCUGUCGCAGCGGCUCUCCAGUGGGCUGUAGCUGUUGGCGCGGCUGUCCAGUGGGCUGUAGCUGUCGCAGCGGCUGUCCAUUGGGCUGUAGCUGUCGGCGCGGCUGUCCAGUGGGCUGUAGCUGUCGCAGCGGCUGUCCAGUGGGCUGCAGCUGUUGGCGCGGCUGUCCAGUGGGCUGUAGCUGUUGGCGCGGCUGUCCAGUGGGCUGUAGCUGUCGGCGCGGCUGUCCAGUGGGCUGUAGCUGUCGCAGCGGCUGUCCAGUGGGCUGCAGCUGUUGGCGCUAGCGGUAGCUGUCCCGCGGGCUGACUCCGCAGAGCGUCAGCCUCCGUCUUACGUGAGCACCAUUUCUGGUGUCUGCGGCGCGACCGACGAUGGGAAACAAGAAGUCACGCGCGACAGGGAGCUCCAAACAGGCCCGUGGCCAGGAACUUCGGACAUCUGAUCCCUAUCGGACAGAAAUUGCCAUGGUGGCGACGGAAGCUCUGGUAAAGACAUUUAAAGACAGCAAGAAUGAAAGGGUUGAUGACCAAUCGCCUGCACCCGAAAAUACUGACAUACUUAAGCAGGAACGUGAAAGAGAUGAACAGCUUGAGGAUUACCGCUACAAGCUGAAACUUAAAGAAGAGCAAAUAGCUGCACUUCAGAGACAAAUGUUACUAGAACAGCAACAAAAGAAAGAAAUGUUUGAAAUGCAGCCAGAACAAAAUGAAGAGACGAGAUCAAAAGGAGCCGAAAUGCGAGGGCGGCAAUGUGAGGAGGAACAAAGCAAUUAUGAUCAGGAAGCUCCUCAACCACGGCCAGAAAAAGCGAUGCAGAUGCAGGGAACAGCAGGUGAACAUUUGAAGCCCAGCGUCGGCGAGAAACGGCGGCGAAUGGUAUAUGAAGCCCCGGGGAACCGGCCAGAAGAUGAACAGCAGGGAGACCGAGGCAUUAAAGACGGGGAAGUGCUAGAGCUGGAAGACGAAUCAAAGAGAAGCGAAAUUGCAGGAAGAAGCUCUAACGUGCAAGAAAACGCGGCUCAAACAUUUCAAUCCAAUCAAUGUCGAGUUGGAACUAAAAAUGGCAAAAGCCAGUCUACAGACGGAAAAGAAAAUGACAAAAUAAAACCAAAACAGGGUGUAAAUGAUGUUGAAGUUCGGGCCGGACAAGAACAGCAUAAGCGAGACGAAGAAGUUCGCAAACGCAGAGAACAGCAGCUCAGUGCUAUAAGAGAGCAGGAGAGACAGUUUCAAGCGCAAAAGCGAAAAGCUGCUUUAGUUGAAGAAAAACAAUUAUUAGUUGAAAAGCAGCGCAAUGCAAAACUGAACGCUCGACUCAUGCGACAGAGCUUAAAUCAGCGAUUGAAGGAGAACCAACAGAAAACUGAGCGCCUCAAGGAGCAUCGAAAGGACUUCUUUGACGUCGCAACUCGCGUGCUCAAGUCGAAUUCAGCGGUGGAGGCCGAGUUCACGCGACGCUACCUGUUGGAGAGGCUGAAGGAUUUGAGCGAGCUGGCGAGACGGCGAGAUCAGAGCGCUGAUGAGGAGCUGUUAGCGGGAAGCACCCUCCCAAACGUCUGCAACAACUACAGCUCUGCCGCAGGCUGCAUGGACACAGGGUGCCAAAGCUUACACAUCUGUCGACGCUUCUGGGAGGGUACUUGCAGCAACGGACUGGACUGUCGCUACAGUCACUCCGUAACAACAGUGCACAACCAGACUAAUGAGAGUCGGAGAGUCACUCCCAGCUCCCGUGAGAACGGCGCCAUUCCACGCGCACCAGUGUCGGGAGCAGCAGCUGCUGCUGUGUCGGGAGCUGCCGCUGCGUCAGUGUCGGGAGCUGCUGCUGCGUCAGUGUCGGGAGCUGCUGCUGCUGUGUCGGGAGCUGCCGCUGCGUCAGUGUCGGGAGCUGCUGCUGCGUCAGUGUCGGGAGCUGCUGCUGCGUCAGUGUCGGGAGCUGCCGCUGCGUCAGUGUCGGGAGCUGCCGCUGCGUCAGUGUCGGGAGCUGCCGCUGCACCAGUGUCGGGAGCUGCCGCUGCGCUCAGGCCGCCCUCCUCCGACGGCGGCGGUCUGUCGGAGGAGCUGCGCUGCCCCGUCUGUCUGGAGCUGUUCCGCAGGGCCACCACCCUCGGCUGUGGCCACACCUUCUGCGCCGGCUGCCUGGCCGAGACCCGGGACCGGGGCGACGACCGGUGCCCGCUCUGCCGGGUCACUAUCACCUCCGCCAUCCGGUCCGUCACCCUGAACAGCAUCGUCAGGAGCGUUAUCACUGCGGCAGCCGCAGAGGGGCGCUGGUGACCGACUUCAGAUGCCGCCACCGCCCAGUGCACCUCGGCUGUGCCGUGAGCUAGAUUUGUGGCCAACAGCUGAUCGACGCGUGGCCAACAGCUCGUGAUUUGACGCGCGUCUAUUAAACGGCGCAAUGAACGAACGGUGUUGUCAGUGGCAUUCAUUACCAUUUAUAUUAUUUUUAUAAUUUAGUCCGAACCCUUUGAAUGGAAUGAUUCGCAAGGACUGAGCCCCCUAAGCGAAGCUUGUCGCGUUGACCCCCUGCCCUCCACCCUCCGAUCGCGCAAUUCCGGUUCUAUGGUAGAAUUUGGAGUCCAAAGUUUAACGUGCGCAGUGCGCACAUAGCCGCGCACGCACAGUGAUGCAAAUGGGGUUCACGAAUGGCCAUAAAUACCGAAAAGGUUCAAAAAUUCAAGUUCACCUAAUGAAAUAAAUCGUAAUAUGGCCAGUCAGGCAAAUGUUUAGGGUGUCUGAAAAACAUGAUUUUCAUGUUAUUGUCAAAGUGGGGAUGAUGAUGGGGAUGGGGCUUGGAGUGGGGAUGAGCCAAUGUGAUGAACCAGCCUAUUGUGAUGAACCAAUGUUUGACGUGCAACACCGAAAAGCCACGUUUCACUGUGGAUGUGUUGUAAAUAUAUCUAUCUAUCUAGCUAUCUAUCUAAAGCCGGCCUCGUGUAUGAUUGUCAGAAGUUGUGACAUCUUCAAUGUCAUAAAAUGACUUCAGAUACUCGCAAGUUCAAACGCCGCUAGCGUGCGGUCAUUUCAUACAAAUGGCAUAAAAUUAUACAUGGCAAUGUAUAAUUAUACGAUUAUAUUAUUUAUUAAUAUAAAUUAUACGACACCCGGCCGCGCCGGACAAAAACUUCAAUAGCGCCCUGAUCUUCAAUAGCGCCCAAUAGCUUCAAGAACCGCCCUGUGCUAGCGCCUUAAUUCUUUCACGGUGCGGCUCAGAAAUGAUUGGGGAAGGCUAAGGCAUAGCGGACUAACGGGCACACACUGUGUGGCCGGCUUUGACAAAAACAUGAAAGCUAUGUGAUUUCAGAUGCCCUAAACAUUUCUUUGGUUGGCCAUAUCGCGAUUUACUCUGAUUGGUGAACUUGACUUUUUGGUAUUUAUGGCCACUCGUGAACCCCAUUGUUCCAUGCUUCUAUCCUCAGGAUACUGAAAUCCUUCUCCUCCACACCGCCACCCCCUUCCGGGCUGGACAGGCAACUUUAUCUCAUGCGGGCUGCUCCCUUGGAGCGGCACCGCUGCUCCCGAGGGAGCACACCCCGUAGCCGGGUGCAGUGAGUGCCUUGGGGCUGGGUGGCCUGUCUUCGGACGGGCUCAGCACCGGCGACUCACUAGGGUGCCUGCCCAGACCAAUGUCUCCCCCUAAUUCCUAUCAUCCUUCCGGCUCUGCAAUGGUCUUGUCGACCGAAAGGGCCUAACCCAACAAAAUUUAAUUCGUGAACCCCAUUUGCAUCACUGUGGCACGGCCGGUCCCCUCACUGAAUUCGUCUGGCUACGGCCUGCCACCAACCGCGACCAUAUCUAUUAGGAGGCCUAUAAACGUCAGAGCCAGUCGCGCUUCAAACCCGGACUAUUGUAACCGGGAACGCGUGCUCUCAGCACGCGGAGUCCAACGCUCUACCGACUGAGCUACGGCACCGGUCAAAGCAUUAUUAUCAUUUGUAUUCAUUUGCUAAUUGCUAUCCGUUUAUUUUCUCAUUUCUGAUAUCGACUGUUCUCUUUCAGAAUUACGUACAAUGAAAAUACACAUAUAUAAACUGACUGUC
Amphibalanus amphitrite is the source of this 4611-nucleotide messenger RNA. Its product is annotated as trichohyalin-like. The record is from RefSeq and is a predicted model, not a curated record. Gene Ontology annotation, molecular function: ubiquitin-protein transferase activity; nucleosome binding; metal ion binding. Bases 941 to 2845 code for a protein of 634 amino acids. NCBI's taxonomy places the organism in Eukaryota, Metazoa, Arthropoda, Thecostraca, Balanomorpha, Balanidae. The transcript has 4 exons. Gene Ontology annotation, biological process: double-strand break repair. Gene Ontology annotation, cellular component: site of double-strand break; nucleus.